Molecule: messenger RNA, 1402 nt
Organism: Solanum verrucosum
Lineage: Eukaryota; Viridiplantae; Streptophyta; Magnoliopsida; Solanales; Solanaceae
Product: perakine reductase-like
Exons: 7
Coding region: 90-1136 (348 amino acids)
Cellular component (GO): cytoplasm
Source: RefSeq, a predicted model, not a curated record
GUAGCUUUUUCAACUUUUUUAUUUCCUUCUUUUCUUGAGUACCUCUUUUUAAGCAUUUGGUACUGUAAUUUAGCGGUCUGCACAAAAAAAUGGAGCACAACACACAAAUCCAAAUUCCAAGAGUCAAAUUGGGUACCCAGGGUCUUGAGGUCUCGAAACUCGGGUUUGGUUGUGGAGGACUUUCUGGCUAUUUUAAUGCUCCUCUUUCACAUGAAGCUGGCUGUGCAGUCUUAAAGGAAGCAUUCAGCAAAGGCAUCACUUUCUUUGACACAGCAAACGUAUACGGGCAUGAGGGUUACAAUGAGAUAAUGGUGGGAAAGGUAUUGAAGCAGCUCCCUCGUGAGCAAGUCCAACUGGCAACCAAAUUUGGGUGUAUAUUUCCCGAGGACUUCAGUGACUUCCAGUGUCAAGUCAAAUGCACUCCACAAUAUGUGCGGCAAUGCUGUGAAGAAAGUCUCAAGCGGCUUGACGUGGACUACAUUGAUUUAUAUUAUCAGCACCGGACAGACACAUCUGUGCCUAUAGAGGAAACUAUGGGGGAACUCAAGAAGCUAGUGGAGGAGGGAAAGAUUAGGUACAUCGGCUUGUCUGAAGCCAGUGUUGACACAAUUAAGAGGGCGCAUGCUGUUCAUCCCAUCACUUGUGUGCAAAUGGAGUAUUCUCUUUGGACUCGUGAGAUAGAAGAGGAUGUAAUUCCGCUUUGUAGAGAAUUGGGCAUCGGUAUUGUUGCGUACAGCCCCCUUGGCCAGGGGUUCUUUGGUGGAAAGGCAAUCACAGAAAGCUUGCCUGCGGAAAGUCUGGUGGGUUCUCAUCCAAGAUUUUCCGGAGAGAACUUGGAGAAGAACAAAGCUCUUUACAUAAGAUUUGCUAACUUAGCAGCAAAGCAUGGUUGUACACCUCCUCAACUAGCUUUAGCAUGGCUUAUGCAUCAGGGAGAUGACGUGAUUCCGAUACCUGGAACAACAAAGAUUAAGAACCUAAAUGCCAAUAUUCAAUCCCUAGCAGUGAAACUUACACCAGAAGAUGUGAAGGAAAUCGCGGAUGCUAUCCCCAUUAGUGAAGUCUGUGGAGAUAGAGAGCACGAAACGCUGUUUAAGUACGAGUAUCGGGUAGCUAAUACACCAUUAAAACAGUAACAUCACGUUGGUGAGAAAUCAUAAAUGGAACUAAUCACCAUAUCUUAGUUUCAUUACUAACUAAAUCGCCUGUUCUGGUUUUUUGAAUAAGUGGAGCUCAUCAAUAGCGCAUGUAUUGUUAUCCCUUGUUGAUGUAUAUAUUGUCUUCUUUUGUUUUACCUUCCGGUGUUCGGUAGCCUGAACCCGAGAUCUCUGGUUAGUUAUCCACUGUACCAUCCUUGGUGUAUAUACUAUCAUUUGUCAAUCUAAUUAUUGUCUUAGCUAAA